AGCUGAACCCAGAGAAGGGAGAGGACGAAGGGAACUGAAGAGAGACAAACAGAGUAGAAGAAACAACAAAUAGCUGUUGCAGUAUAGUGCUUCAGGCUUUGCUAGCUCUCAGAAGAACAUUCUUAUCUUUCAUUGAUAAUUAGUGCAGAAUUUCUAAAAGUCAAAAUGAGAAGCAGCAGAAUCAUUGUCAGCUCCAUCGUGGUGCUCUUGGCUUUCCUGGCCAUCAGUGAAGGAAUGGGGGUAGAGCUGCACUGCCGCUGCAUCAUGACAGAAAGUAAACCUAUCGGCCGCCACAUUGAGAAAGUGGAGCUGAUUCCUCCCAACUCCCACUGUGAGGAGACUGAGAUCAUUGCCACACUGAAAAGGACAGGUGAAAAAGUUUGCCUGAACCCUGAGGCUCCUUGGGUGAAGAAAGUGAUCAACAAGAUCAUGUCCAGCAAUGGAAAGAUCUGAAGAUACACAAGAGAUGUCCUUCAUGAAUGAGCUUUUGUUGACCAACCAAAACUGCCAAAAAGUGUUCCUUUGAUCAAACGAUCAUCUAUUCUAUCACCACAUAGCAUUCCCUUGAAAAACUGUUGAAAAUAACUGAAUUUUUGUUUGUAUCAAACACCUUAUUUGUUACUUUAGUAUCCUGCUCUAUUUGUAUGUCAUGCAGACAGGAAGGCUACUCCUAUUUUCUUGCCUUUUUUUUUGUGAUAUUUAUGUAUUUAUGUUUAUAAGUGUCUAAAUUCAGUUUUGUAUUUAUAGAAUAAAAUGUCAACUUGAAA
Messenger RNA from Archocentrus centrarchus (flier cichlid), 767 nucleotides. RefSeq names its product permeability factor 2-like. NCBI's taxonomy places the organism in Eukaryota, Metazoa, Chordata, Actinopteri, Cichliformes, Cichlidae. The transcript has 4 exons. The record is from RefSeq and is a predicted model, not a curated record. Gene Ontology annotation, biological process: chemotaxis; immune response; defense response. Gene Ontology annotation, molecular function: chemokine activity. Bases 166 to 453 code for a protein of 95 amino acids. Gene Ontology annotation, cellular component: extracellular region.